GGGGCGAGCCUCAGCUGCUGCUUAGUGGGGGGAGGGGUACAGCCCCAGCCAAAGCUCCAGCCCCCGCACGGCCCGGAAGAGUGCAAGCAAGCCAAAGCCAUGAGCAGCCAAUACCAAGAGGAGAACUGCUCCGAGAGGCCCGAAUGCAAAAGUAAAUCGCCAACUUUGCUCUCCUCCUAUUGCAUCGACAGCAUCCUGGGCAGGAGGAGCCCUUGCAAGAUGAGGCUGCUAGGAGCAGCUCCCAGUCUGCCGCCUCUGGCCAACCGGACGGAGCCGGACAAGGCUGGGCAAGGGAGAAUUGAAGAGAAUUCGGUUUUUUCUAAAUCACUUUCUCUCCGGCCUGGAGUUCCAGAUUUGGCUUCAAAGGCGGGUCUGUCUUGCUACCUCCAGAGAAAUGUGGAAAUUAAUUUGACAGAACCCGACAGGUGUCAGAUACCAGCUGGAGGAAAGGGAACCCCUUUAAAGUUAGUAUUUGAAGCGCGGGCCGAGGCAAGCGCCUCGUCGUGGGACUCUCUCAAGAUCAGCCAAGCGCCACAGGUCAGCAUCAGCCGAAGCAAGUCCUACCGGGAGAACGCGCCCUUUGCGCGAACUGCUGCUGCGCUCGACGACCUGAGCAGUCCUGGAGGUGGCAGCGGCCCCGACAGUAGGCCGGGCCGGGAGGAGGAACUGCUGGAUGAGGAUGAGGAGGACGAGGACGAGGAGGAAGAGGAGGAAGAGGAGGCCGAGGAGCUGGAUGAGGAGCUGGAUGAGGACGACGAACUGCUGGCCGAGGCCAAAGACGCCCGCCGGAGCGCGGGGGCCGCGGGUGGGGCUGGCGUGGGGCCUGCAGCGGUGGGAGGCGAGGGUGCCGGCGGCUCGCCCAAGGAGGAGCUGUUGCUCCCUACCGACGAGCUGGCCGACGGCAAGGACGGCGAGGACAGCGUGUGCCUGUCCGCGGGCAGUGAUUCCGAGGAGGGGCUGCUCAAGAGGAAGCAACGCCGUUACCGCACCACCUUCACCAGCUACCAGCUGGAGGAGCUCGAGAGGGCCUUCCAGAAGACACACUACCCAGAUGUCUUCACCAGGGAAGAGCUGGCGAUGCGCCUGGAUCUGACAGAAGCCAGAGUGCAGGUCUGGUUCCAGAACCGGAGAGCCAAAUGGCGGAAGAGGGAAAAGGCCGGCGCUCAGAGCCACCCACCCGGCCUGCCUUUCCCUGGCCCGCUGUCGGCAUCUCACCCGCUCAGUCCCUACCUUGAUGCUAGUCCUUUCCCUCCUCACCACCCAGCUCUCGACUCCGCCUGGACGGCCGCCGCCGCCGCCGCUGCCGCCGCCGCCGCCUUUCCCAGCCUCCCGCCUCCACCUCCGGGCUCUGCAGCCUUGCCCCCCAGCAGCACCCCGCUAGGCCUCAGCACUUUCCUGGGAGCGGCUGUAUUUCGGCACCCGGCCUUCAUCAGCCCCGCUUUUGGCAGGCUCUUUUCCACCAUGGCCCCGCUGACUAGCGCUUCCACUGCAGCCGCCCUGCUGCGACAGCCAGCCCCUGCCGUGGACAACGCCGUGCAAUCGAGCGGCCUCUCUGACCCGGCCACCGCGGCAGCGGACCGGCGCGCCUCCAGCAUUGCGGCGCUACGCCUGAAAGCCAAGGAGCACGCGGCGCAGCUCACGCAGCUCAACAUCCUCCCGGGGAACAGCGCGGGCAAAGAGGUGUGCUAAGUCGCUCCCAGGGGGUUGGUGGGCGAAUCGGCAGAGGCACGAAUCCAAGACCAAAACGGGAGGGAAGGCAGCGGACACACACUUUCUGGAGGGGGACAGGCGGCGGGGAGGCGCCACUUCUGCGGCUUCCCUUGGGCCAAUCCGCAGGAGCCAACCCCUCCUCGGCCGGCAGUUUUUUCCACGCUAGAUCGGCGACUUGGUCAGCAAUGCACCUGCCCGCGUUGCGGGAGGCUCGAGAGAAGACAGGCAGGUCGGUGAGGUUGUUAAGAAAAAGAAGGGCGGUGCAGGCCAGGCUGCGCUCUUCGCUUGGGCCGUGCUCACCAGCCCAGAAAAGGACCGUCAACCGCAGAUGCUUGCUGACAGGGCCAAGGCUGGGUCAAAGCCAAGUAGAGCACUUGGGGAGGGGUGGGUCUGGUCUCUUUGUCCACCGAUCACAUCAACCAAGGGUUUUAUAGUAAACCAAAGGGAAAUAUAACGCUAGCAUAUGGACUGUUUAAAAGUCACUAUACUGUGAUGCUCGAUACUGUACAUACCAUUGUUAUUAAAAAAAUACGAAAAAGAAAAAAUCCAGAGCUUUGUAUAUUUGAAAUGUUAUAUAAUAAUUGCACUCAGUGUAGUGUUUGUACAAGUUUGUCAUUUCUGUAGACUUUUUUUCUGUGUUGUAGAUAUUAUAGGGGCCCUAGACAAAUAUUUAUGUACAAACUCUUUAACUUAUUAAUUGUAGAGUUUCCCAAAACCCCGAGGGAGAGAAUGCCAGCAAGCCAGAGAAAGG
This is a messenger RNA of Python bivittatus (Burmese python), 2461 nucleotides long. Lineage: Eukaryota; Metazoa; Chordata; Lepidosauria; Squamata; Pythonidae. The record is from RefSeq and is a predicted model, not a curated record.